AUGCAAGCAUCUCCCAAGGCCCCGGUGCCUAACGAGCCAAAGAAGAUCACAGAGCCUAUGUCGGCCAAGAGAUCCGCCUCGAGCAACGAUCUAAGAGGAGAGCAGCAAGCAGUCCGCUUUAAAUUUGAUGAAGAUGAGCAGGCUGUUGGUGAGAAGCUGUCAUGCCAGUCCGCCAUCAACCAGAGACACGACAAACAGGAGCCCAUCGAUACGGAGAUUCUCAUCACAAUGCCAGCCAACACUGAAUCCAUCAUACCUACUCCAACGAACCUUAGCACGAAUCUUAUUAACACGAACCCAAAUGUCAAGAAAGACACGACUAUCUUAGCCUUGGACCUCGCUAGGAUGAAGAAUACGUCUCAAGAGUUCGGUAGCUACAUCACCAGAACAACUUCCAAUCAAUAUAUCAAUGUCCCUGGUGUCGGCAGGGCAGUGAAAAAAGGAUCCUCAUUCUUCGAAACAUCCUCUACACAGCCUCCAAGAAAAAUGGUCUGCUUCUUAGAAAUUCCAGCCGAGAUACGCGUUUCUGUGUACGAGUUUGUUCUCGGACCGCUCCACGAGGGAUUCCACAUCCCCUCUCGAUUUAUUGACACGUUCAAUUCACGAAAGCCACGAUGUAGAGACUUCAACAUCCUCCGAGUUUGUCGCCAAAUCUACAAGGAAGCUAUCCAUAUUUUCUGGAAGAACACAGUGUGUCUUAGCGGCCACUUGAAUCAGACAGAUCUCACAACCCGAUUUACAAGGCCUGCACUUGCUUGUAUAACCUACAUUAGGGUCCAUGUAGACAUCGACAUCGUUCUAGAACACGGUCUAAGAAGGAACGGUGCCCCUUUCUUGGAUCUAGGUCUUCUACCUACCCUCAAGCAAAUAGCGGUGGUUGUCUACAAGUGGAGCUUCCAAAUGCCUUGGUUGGCGUUAGAGGCAUCGGAAGAAGCAGUAAAGCUCAAAUGGCUGAUGCUGGAUCUAUUACGCACAGUCCCUUCAUCUGUGAAUCUUGCCUUUGAGGCACCGGGAGUGAACGGACUUGUUCGAAAUCCUGUCAUGAUCGACACAGAGGGAGCUCCGCAUCAUUUCUACGACCCAGCAUACCUUGAGGAACUCUGUGAUUUCUACAGAGCCGUAAAGUCAGGUUUAAUGGACAAUGAAAGGGCAAUGCCGGAGGUGAGGGUACUACCCCGUAUCAAUAGGGUACGGAUUACAUUACUCUAA
Messenger RNA from Pseudovirgaria hyperparasitica, 1209 nucleotides. RefSeq lists its product as uncharacterized. The transcript has a single exon. The record is from RefSeq and is a predicted model, not a curated record. Bases 1 to 1209 code for a protein of 402 amino acids. NCBI's taxonomy places the organism in Eukaryota, Fungi, Ascomycota, Dothideomycetes, Acrospermales, Acrospermaceae.